Molecule: messenger RNA, 2402 nt
Organism: Phoenix dactylifera (date palm)
Lineage: Eukaryota; Viridiplantae; Streptophyta; Magnoliopsida; Arecales; Arecaceae
Source: RefSeq, a predicted model, not a curated record
ACUUCCAUGAUUUACUUGGCAGAUCUUUCUUUCAGCAUUCAAGGAAGGAUGUAUAUGUGAUGCAUGAUUUGAUACACGAUCUAGUACAAUCUGUCUCAGUCCAUGUACAUGUAAGAAUAGAAGAUGAAAAGUGGCCGGAAAUCCCCAGUAGGCUUCGACACCUAUCAAUAUCACUAAGAAUCUAGAGCCGAGUAAGCUAAUGGACUUUGGCAAGUAUAAGAAUCUACGCACCCUUAUCUUCGACAAUGUGUAUGAUACAAACUUUUGUUCUGUGCUUGAUUGCUUGUUCACAGUGUCAACAAAGAUCCGUGUGUUGAAAUUGUGGAGUUAUAGGAUAAAAGAGUUGCCUGAAAAUAUUGGCAACCUAAAACAUCUUCGAUACCUUGAUAUCUCUUCCACCAAUAUUCGAAGGUUGCCUGAAUCACUGUGUAACCUUUACAAUCUUCAGGUGUUAAAUAUAUCUGGCUGCCCAAUUGAGAAUUUUCCUACAUGCGUGACCAACUUAGUUAAAUUGAGGGAGCUUAAAGCAGAUGAGGACACAAUUUGCAAGUUGGCUGAUAUCGGCAAGUUAACGUCUCUCCAAGAGUUGCGGGUAUUCAAAGUUGUAAAGCAGAGAGGGCACAAGAUUGAAGAGUUAAAGGACAUGAUACAGCUUCAUGGAAGAAUUUGCAUUAAAAAUCUUGAGAGCAUCGAAAGCAAGGAAGAGGCCAGUCAGGCUAAGCUGAAUAAUAAACAGUGCCUUGACGAAUUGGCCUUGGUAUGGAACAUUGAUAGAGGCAUCAGCUCAGGGAACGAUGAUGAGGUACUUGAAGGCCUCAAACCACAUUGCAAUCUCCGAAGGCUGGAAAUCAGAAACUAUGGUGGUGUCCGAUUUCCAAGUUGGCUGGAGCCACAAUCGCUCAAAAAUUUGAAAGCUAUUUGCCUAGAAAAUAUGCAAAGCUGCGCGCAACUUCCAUCUCUUGUUCAACUCCCACUCCUCGAGAUUCUGCGCAUCACAAACUGCCCCACGCUAAGGGGUUUAGCCUGCCUCCCUCCCUCGCUCAGAGAAUUGUCCCUAGAGAAUGUGGGAAUAGAUAUGCUCCCAGAAUCAUGGGACGGAGACCAUGGUUUUACUGAUGAGAGCAGUAUGACACAGCACAGCAGAAGCAGCAGCAAGACCUCUUCAAUUUCUCACAUGCGCAUCUGCCGGUGUCCAAACCUGGUAAAUCUGGAACAAUGGCUGUUGUCACACCACCCGCCGGCUAUCAGGUUCUUGAGGAUUAUUGACUGCCAAAAGGUUGUGCGGUUGCCAAUGGAGAGGUUUAAAGACUUUCUCUCCCUCGAGUAUUUGACAAUCAUGGACUGUCCCUUGCUCCCAUCCCCAGUGCAGCUGAUCCUUCCCUCUUCUCUCCAAGAGCUUACAUUGGAUUCAUGUGGUCAUCUGGAUGAGUCACUACCCGGCUGCCUGCACAACCUCACCUCUCUCACCUGGUUGAAGUUAAACCGCUGCCCACACGUAACAUCUCUUCCAGGAGAAGUGCUCGGUCACAUGAUUGCUCUCAGAGUUUUGAUUAUUCGGGACUGCGGAGAACUGAGGUCCCUAGGGAACUUACGAGCUCUCAGAUCUCUUGAAACUUUGCAUAUAGGAAGAUGUCCUCGGCUCACGGUAUUAGCAAAUGAGGAAGAGCAGGGCGAGGGUUCGGCACGUCUUCUCUUCCUGCACACCGACGACACUGCCCUGGUCAAAGUGCUGUUCUCCACAAUCACCCCGCCCUCACUUGAAGCACUCGAAAUCAUUGACUCAACUGAACUCAUUUUGUUCGCUGGAGAGGAGCAAUUAUGGCUGCAAGGACUCAAAUCUCUCAGAUGGCUACGCCUUGUAAAUUGCAACAAUCUUCAGUCCCUGCCAACUGAGUUGCAAAGCCUUUCCACCCUCCGACUUUUGGAGAUAACAAAUUGCCCUGAGAUCCGCUCGCUGCCAGAAAAGGGCCUGCCUUCAUCCCUAGAAAAGUUACAUUUCGAUAAUUGUCAUCCGGUGCUGACAGCGCAAUUGCAAAGUCACAGGGAAAUGAUGAAAAAGUCGCAUAACGUGAUCUCGUAGCCUACCGAGACAGGGUCUCCGUCCAUUGCUGACACAGAAGUUCCACGGUAUUCAACUCUCUCUCGCAUGGUGCUGCCGAACCAACUCUCCACGUUACGCCGAUUCUCUUGUAACAUGUGCCUGGAAUAUAUUUUUGUGCAAACAGAUGGCCGUUGCUCUUUUGUACUUAGCCUGCGUAGCAAAUGGGUUGCUUCUUAAAACGCGAAAAAUGGAUUGUUUGUAUUUAUGAUGAACUGCAGUGCUUGUAAAUUAAUGUAGACUGAUGAUUUACAGCAGAAGGGAGCAAGAAUGUACCAUCUCUGCAAGUACGCAUUUUUAUGCA